ACAUCACCUUGGCCCUCAUCGACUCUGCGCAAACCCCCACCAACGCUCAAAGACACACAUCGAUCGCCAACGAGCUCUCAGCGCGCAGAUAGGCUCCUGCAACUCGCGCAAAGGCAUUGCUACGUUAUCUCCGUCGCGGCUGUAAAGAGGACCGGCCCUCAACUGCAUGAUUUGACCAGACUACAGUUGCGCGAGUGUGCGCCCGCAGCUUCCACAAUGAAGAAAUCCAAGGGCAAGACCGCUGGCGGGUUUGCAUCCGGUGGCUCGUCAGCAUUUGGUGCUUUCCCUGGCCCAGGGUCUGGAUUUGGCGCAUCUGGAGGUUCCAGCUCCCUUUCAUAUCUCACGGAGCCCCCCUCUCUUCAUGCCAUCUCCGACCCUAACGUUGUCGUCUCUCUGAAGAACGUCUUGAAGAAGGACCCCACAACCAAGAGCAAGGCUCUUGAAGAGCUCGUAGCCUAUGUGCAGGCUCAUCCUUUUGAGAAGGAUGGCGGUGUCGAGGAUGCUGUCUUGGACGUCUGGGUACAGGUGUACGCACGAACCUCUAUCGACAACUCUCGCCGUGUUCGGGAGCUCGCCCACAAUCUGCAGCUCGAGCUGAUGAAGUCUGCUCGAAAGCGGAUGGAGAGGCAAAUACCCAGUGUCGUGGGUGCAUGGUUGGCGGGGCUUUAUGACCGAGACCGGGUCGUUGCUCGAGCAGCCAACGAUAGCCUCUCCUCCUUUCUCACGACCCCCGAGAAAGUGGUGGCGUUUUGGAGGAAGUGCCAAGCUCAGAUCUUGGAUUUUGCUACAAGUGCCAUUCAGGAAACGGAAGAUACGCUAAGUGAUGAAAGGUCAACUACGAAGGAAGACUCGGAGGCAAAAUAUGCCAGGGUGGUAACGGCCAGCCUGUCUCUGGUUCUUGGCCUUCUCCAGAAGGUGGAGAGUGCUGAUAUCGAAAAGUUCCGUUCCCAAUACGACGAGUACUUCUCACACGAUAGUGUAUGGAAGGGAAUCACAUCUGGUGAUGCAUCUGUUAGGAAGACCGUCUGUCAGCUCUUUUUUGUUUGCUUAGACCGGAAACUCCCCUAUUCGGACGAACCAAAGGCGAGACAAGCCAUCGUAACUGGCGGUCUCCGUACAAAUCAGCUUGGAUCUGCGUUGGAAUAUGUUCGAGCCCUUACCAAGCUUACACAGGCAGACCCUAAUAUUUGGGUUUCCUCCGGAGAAAAGAAAACCCCCCUCACAAGACUGAACGCCUUCAUCGCUAAAGGCUCUCAAGGUAGCAUUGCCAAGUUUUGGGAAUUUUUGGAUCAACUGUUGAGCAUUAUGCCCACUUCUACCCUCGGACUCGAAGGUUCUUCCACGCUUCUAGCAUCUUUGCUGUCUGGAGUUACGAACCGGGAUGAGCCUCGGACCAACACCUCUUUUGCCUGGAAGUGUUUUAUCGAUACCGCGAAGAGGCUCUUGCAGUCGUUGGGGGGUGAAGACCAGCUAGCCUUUGGAAAGAAACACAUCUUCCCUCUUUUCGAACAGUUUCUUUUCGCCGUCUCAGAAAAGCCAAACUCAAUACCCCUUGGACCAAAUGCAAUGUCUAUUUUUGUGGACGCAUACAUCUUCCUUUCAAAGGCAGACCCGUUGCUUUCCUCCGAAUUCUCCCAGGAAUGGGAAAACUACGCUACGAGGCUGUCUGAGAAUAUCUCCAACUCGCUACCAGAGGUUUCUAAAGAAUUUGAGGCAUCACAGGAGAAGAUUGGGGAAGAAGGCAGACGGUGGUUUGGCCUCGUUGGGCAAAUAUAUCAGAAGACACACGAGCUGGGUGAAACUGAGGUCGACCACACCAAGGCUGCAUCCGAACAGGUCAUUUCUCAAUCCAUUUCGCUCCUGGAGAAGCGUAGCCUCAAACCAUUCGGAGCCGCGCGGAUUGUUGAAUACGCUCUCAGCACUGCUCCUCACCUUUUCAACAGCGAAAAGUGGACUGAAGUGUCUAACUUGCUUCUUUCCGUGGGCGGGGAGAAUAUAACUCAAGUGAUUGAGUCACCGUCCUCCCGGUAUCUAUUUUCUUGGCUUCGCCUUUUGGGGCCAUUUGCCUCGAGGGAACAAGAUUUUGCGCAGCUUUGGAACACCUGGCUCAGCGCUAUUCUUGGUUUGCCCUCAGGACCAAUAAACGAUGGUGCGCUUGCUUCACUACUCUCACAUGAGAAGGCGUCUGAGUUGGCUAGGAGAAGAAAGGAGCUACAGGAUGCGAUUGUUACAAGAGCUCUGGCAUCCGUCAUGAGCGAAUCAGGUUCCUGGGAUCUCCUUGAAACCGCCGUAACAUACAGUGCCGUCGAUGAUAUUUCUUACGAGAUAAUUGCGAAGAAGGCUUUGGGGUUUCUGGAACAAAGUAAGCACAACGAAAGAGCGCUCAAAGCUUUGGAAAUCCUAGUCAAGGGCCGACCACAACUAUUCUCCGAAAAUGAGGAACUCCACACUGCCUUGGUAGCUCAGCUGCUCAGACUCUCCGAGAUUGGUGAAGGCCAGAUCUCCGGACAGGCCUCUACGAUUCGGCAGCUUCUCGACGGCCAUUCAGAUGGCAAGUUGCCUGUUAUGAGUAUCAUCCAAGCCAAUCUUGACCGUGCUGGUCCACAAGCACUUGGGAUCGAGACAGUGCUCCAGCAAGCUAAGAAUGCACCGAGUUCGCAGGCAGAAGAUCUGUUCCCUAGCACUCUGGUUUGGACUAAAGAACUACAGAGGCUAUUUGAGCGACCCAUUGACCCAUCGCUGUCCAUCACGAGCAAUGUCGGAGCUUCUGUAGCCUUGAUCCAGAACAAAACCGAGGAGACUUUGCCUGGACAGUUGCAGCGUGAUCGACAGGGCCGCUCUGUUCCUGUGAGGAUGGCACUCUACCUCAACAGCAUGCUUCAAGAGAGCCAAAUCUUCUCAAAAUUACCUGAGCAAUUCCAGGUUGAGCUCCUUAGUCUCCAGUGCGUCACGGUACAACUCGUUUCUGAUCAAAUCACUCUAAUGUCUGAAAAUGGCCCCUGGGCCAGUUUGAAACCCCGAAAAGCCACGGCUGAAGCCGAGGAGCUCAUAUCUUCCUUCAGAAGCACUCUCAACUCUCAGUUUGUUCCCAAAUCUGGAGAAGAUGUCUCUGCCGCUUUCCUGCGACUUUUAGAUUUACUGAUGAGCCAGGCUAAGGCAUUGACCGCUCGUGGUUUCUACACAUCUCGGGCGCUUUACGAACUUGUGCAGUCAUGGGUUGAAGCCCAAACUGUGACCGAGCUCAUGGAAGAGAAGUUGCUCAAAGUAGAUGUACUCAAGGCAUCGCCCGACACUGUACUCGUCGCCGGGGCCGUCUUGGCUGGGCUUGGAGAAGCAGCACAACCGUUGAAGGCUGUUAAUAACUUGUGCAACCGCCUUGUCAGUGAGAUUUCCGGUGCUGCUCUUGGGUCAGAGAAGGCCCGUGUCUCUCUUGCGUUGGUUAUUAUUUGUGGCCAAGUGUACGAGCAGGGUGAGCUGCCGGUGGCAAACAACCGGAUAGUUUUCGCGGUAAGGCAGCUUACAUCAUGGCUUGAUGAACCUGAGAACGUGAGUGCAUCUGAUUCUGCCCAAAUCUGCCGUGCGCUGGACCAGCUCCUCCCAUGCAUGAAGGAUGUCUAUGGGUCAUACUGGGAAAAGACAAUCGAAUUCUGUGUUACACUGUGGGCGAAGGCUGGGGGUUACCCUCUAUCCGAAGCCCUGCCCUUCAUCCACUCCUCCCUCAAGUUGAUGAAGACCCUCAAGACACUCCCGGAACCCAACGAUGAUCUUGAAGAUGCAUUGAAAGAAUUCGCCGAGCAAGCAUCUACAGGCCUCGUUGAACUCCUCAAGCUCGACAGGGACACCAACACCCAGCCUCUCGAGGUUGUAGAUGGGAUGAUAUGCCGCGAGAUGGAGAAGCUUCCUAUCCGACUCAUCCCCGACCUAUCUGAAAUAUAUCCCUUGAUCGCGUCCGAUUCGCGCGAUAUCCAGACGGCAGGGUUCAAUAUCUUACAUAGAGUGAUCCCAUCACAACAAGAGCAGCAGUCGGUUAAUAUCCUCUUGGACAAGACAGAUGCACGAUUGCCGGACGAACUGCUCUCGCUUCUACUUGAUGCGCCUACCCUGGAAAAAUAUUCAGACGAAACGCUCUCGCAGUUCCCCCCAUCCUUGCGCACGUACCUCUUGGCGUGGAAGCUCGUGUUUGACACCUUUGAAUCCUCAUCAUUCAAAAUCCGGACCGACUUCACUGAGCACCUCAAGGUUGAGGGCUGCUCGAUCCCGCUGUAUGAGUUCAUGUUUGACGUCCUCGGCCACUCUGCUGCGCACGCCAUCAAACUCGACAAGGUCAAGAUUGAGGACGAGCACAUCCGAGACUACGAUAUCAAGAUUGCGGAGGCGGAGGAUGGAGAGAAGAACAUGCAGUGGCUGCUUGUCCACCUGUUCUACCUGACGCUCAAAUACACACCUGGACUCUUCCGUGCAUGGUACCUCGACUGCCGCUCAAAGCAGACAAAGAUUGCCGUGGAGGCAUGGACUACCAAGUACUUCUCCCCGCUCAUCAUCGAGAACGUACUCGAGGAGGUGCAGAACUGGGCAGAGAACCAGGAAGCCCCUGGCCCAGACGAGCAGGAGCUGCUCGUCAAGGUAUCGAAACCAGCCAGAGAAGUCACCGCGGGCUACGAGGUCGACGAGUCGCAGGCGGCGAUCGUCAUCAAGGUGCCGCCCAGCUACCCCAUCGACAGCGUCACGGUGUCGAGCCUCAGCCGCGUGGCCGUGACGGAGCGCAAGUGGCAGGGGUGGAUCAUGACCACGCAGGGCGUCAUCACCUUCUCCAACGGCAACAUCAUCGACGGCCUGCAGGUGUUCAAGCGGAACAUCAUCGGGGCGCUCAAGGGCCAGGGCGAGUGCGCCAUCUGCUACAGCAUCAUCUCGACGGACAAGCGCAUGCCCGACAAGCGGUGCACGACCUGCAAGAACCUCUUCCACCGCACCUGUCUGUACAAGUGGUUCCAGAGCAGUAACCAGAAUACCUGCCCGCUGUGCAGGAACCCCAUCGACUACCUCGGGGCGGAUACGGCGAAGAGGAGGCAGGUU
Messenger RNA from Clonostachys solani, 5073 nucleotides. The record is from the annotation of a GenBank genome assembly. NCBI's taxonomy places the organism in Eukaryota, Fungi, Ascomycota, Sordariomycetes, Hypocreales, Bionectriaceae.